GAGGACUUGGCUUUUAAAUUUUGGUUUGCAUACAAAAAGAUGUCUGGCGAAUACGACGACAACAUGUACGAGAGGUGUAACGGCAAUAUGGAUAUACUAAUGCUCUUCGCUGGUCUGUUCUCUGCCGUCAAUACCGCGUUCAUCAUCGCAAUGCAGCCCAAUCCCACUGAUACCACCAAUGAUCUUUUGGUACAAUUUAUGCAGAACACAUGGAACGGAUCUUCUGUCGCCCAGCCAGCCUUUUCGGCACCCGUCACUUACUCUUCUUCCAAAAUAUGGAUGCAGGUGCUUGCGUAUACGAGCCUUACAUUCAGUCUGCUUGCUGCCUUUGGCGCUGUCUUGGGCAAGCAAUGG
Messenger RNA from Suillus subaureus, 354 nucleotides. RefSeq lists its product as uncharacterized. The annotation marks the transcript as partial. The transcript has 2 exons. The record is from RefSeq and is a predicted model, not a curated record. Lineage: Eukaryota; Fungi; Basidiomycota; Agaricomycetes; Boletales; Suillaceae.